Molecule: messenger RNA, 1398 nt
Organism: Recurvomyces mirabilis
Lineage: Eukaryota; Fungi; Ascomycota; Dothideomycetes; Mycosphaerellales; Teratosphaeriaceae
Exons: 2
Coding region: 1-1398 (465 amino acids)
Molecular function (GO): nucleotide binding
Source: RefSeq, a predicted model, not a curated record
AUGACAAGCUUAUCGACCAAGCUCGCCGAGCGCGAAGCAGCCGGCAGACCAAUCCAAGUCGGCCUCAUAGGUGCUGGCAAGUUCGGAUCAAUGUUCAUAUCACAAUGUCAUCGGACUCCUGGUAUGCGACUAGCUGGUAUUGCAGACCUCUCAGCCGAUCGAGCAAAAGCUGCUCUCAAACGAACUGGGUUUCCAAAAGACGCCUACGACACGACUGGAUCGAUGAGUGUCGAAGAAGGCAUCAGGGCAGGCAAGACGGCGAUCACGACCGACUCUGCUGCGCUUAUAGCUACGCCUGGUAUUGAUGUCAUACUUGAGGUCACUGGGAGCCCUGCUGCUGGUAUACGCCAUACAUUGCUAUGCUGUGAACACAAGAAACAUAUUGUUAUGAUCAACGUAGAAGCAGACGUCUUGGCUGGACCACUACUAGCACGCAAGGCGCGCGAAGCAGAUAUUAUAUACUCCAUGGCGUACGGCGACCAACCAGCUUUGAUUGCCGAGCUUGUGGACUGGGCACGAACAGCAGGCUUUGAUGUUGUCUGUGCUGGAAAAGGCACCAAGCAUCUGCCUGCGUACCAUGCAUCGACUCCUGAUACUGUGUGGGACUACUAUGGCUUCACGAAGGAGCAACUGGCAAGUGGCGACUUCAAUCCGCAGAUGUUCAACUCUUUCUUGGAUGGCACAAAAUCUGCUCUAGAGAUGGCCGCAGUGGCGAAUGCUUGUGAUUUGACGCCACCCGACGACGGACUACUGUUCCCUCCUUGUGGCCGCCACGAUCUGCCAGGAACGCUUCGACCCAAAGCAGAUGGCGGUCUGCUAGACAAGAAAGGCACGGUCGAGGUCGUCUCUUGCCUUGAAGUUGACGGUAGACCUGUUCACAACGACUUACGAUGGGGGGUAUACGUCAUCAUCGAGGCGCCGGGCGAAUAUCAGAAAGAUUGCUUCAAGCAAUACGGACUUGAAACAGACUCGACUGGGAAGUAUGCAGCACAAUACAAGCCCUUCCACCUCAUUGGACUAGAGCUCGGCGUCUCGAUAGCGAAUAUCAUGUGCCGUGGCGAACCGACAGGCCAAACGCGCACAUGGGCCGGCGACGUCGUAGCGACAGCGAAACGCGAUCUCAAAGCCGGCGAGAAGCUCGAUGGUGAAGGCGGCUUCAUGGUGUACGGCAAGCUCUUGCCCGCGGAGGCAUCUAUGAAGAUUGAGGGCCUGCCAAUCGGUCUCGCCCAUGGUCUUGUGCUGAAGGCAGACAAGAAGCAAGGGCAGGGCCUGAGCUGGAAGGAUGUCGAGUAUAGUGAAAAGAACCAGGCUGUCGCUGUGAGGAGGGAGAUGGAGGCGGCGUUCACGAAAGAGUUUGCUGCCAAGAAGGGUGUCAACGGUACUAAUGGCGUGCAUUGA